This is a messenger RNA of Tupaia belangeri chinensis (Chinese tree shrew), 3083 nucleotides long. It is a transcript of the gene CUNH16orf90, whose product is annotated as chromosome unknown C16orf90 homolog. The record is from RefSeq and is a predicted model, not a curated record. Lineage: Eukaryota; Metazoa; Chordata; Mammalia; Scandentia; Tupaiidae. The transcript has 3 exons. The coding region runs from base 419 to 1027 and encodes 202 amino acids.
CUCGUCCUCUUUCUCUUCCUCACCAGCAGCCCCCUGAUCAUGAUUCAGCCAGACCCAAGCCCUGAGGCAGACGCCGACAGGUCUGCACGCUGAGACCCUCAUUUUUCCACCCCAAGAUGAGGAAGUCACCUCAGCUCUCCAACCUGCCAGAGACAAGACUGUCUAUGUGGCCUGUCUCAAGCCAGAGGUACCACAGGCCUUCUCUAGAAUUCUGUCCCCUUCCCUUGCCCUCAUCCUACUCUUCCCCUGCCCAGAACAUCACCCUCCCUCAAAUUAGGGGAGCAGAAAGACAGGGAGUAUUCCCUGUGACAUCACAAGAGCCAGUUGCCAGGAGACCUGCAGACCCGCCCCCUUGCCAGGGAGAGUAGAGCCUGCUGCACACAGGGCCUGGCUGCUCCAUACCCCACACAGGCUCUCUAUGGAAGCCCUGGUCUGUGCGUUCUCUGAGCUGCGUAUAAGAGAAGGUGCCAGGCUACGGGAAGGAGUGCAUGAGGAGAGACGCCCUCCCAUCCCAACCUGGACCCAAAGCCGCCAGGACGCAGUGAGCUGGGCCCGAGGACGCCCCAGCUGCCUCGACACGCCACCUGACAUCUACGAGGGGGGGCUGGGCACCCAGCAGCAGUGUCCCAGCACUCAAGGGGACCCACCCAAGAACUUCCGGCUGCGCCACCUCCGGGGCCUGGCUCUCUAUCUGCCGGGUGGCCUGCCACCCACCAGUGAGCACGAGAGCAACUGGCUAGGCCGCCUCCUGGCUGGGGGCAGCCUACCACAGCCUGAAAACACAGCCUGGCCCCUGGACCUGCCAGGUAACGGCCUCUACUCAGCCCUUCUGGGAGUUCAACUGCCCAGGGACAGCCUGGGAAACUCAGCUUCCAGUUCCAGCAUGGACCUAGACAAGGAUGACCUUUCCCAGCCUGGUGGCCUUGAGGGCUUAGGGCUCAGGCCCAAGAGGUCCUGGGGGGCCUCAGAGGAGGCCACCUGUCCCUUGUGCAAAAGAACUCGCUCUGGGGUGCUAGAGAGGCCAUAGGAACUCAAGUGCCAUGACUAGGGACAGCAGGGGAAGGACUGCUGAGGAGGUGGCAGGUCCAAUGACGAAGGUGCAGCUCCUAGCGUUAGUGCCCUCACAUUGGAGCUGCCCAGUAUCCAGCCGGGGCCAGCGGUGGGGAUAGGCAGGGAGGAGGGAAGAGAGGUCCUGUGAGGGACAGGAGGAACAGAGGUGUGGCUGUGUCCUUCAGCCAGCCACUCGUAUCUGGGAGCCAGGCCAGGCGAAGAGCGGGUUCCCUAGAGGCUGGGGAGUCCUCAGGUCUGAUUCAAUAAAAGCCAAGGCCUGCACUCCCUUGCCCUCGUCAUUAGGCCAGCCUGGUCAGGAAAGCAGCACACGCCGAUCCCAGGGACGGGUCUGCCGUGCACCCAGCCCAUGUGAGGAGUCACGAGCCAGGGCAGGGGCUCAUGGAUCACAGGGGAAAGGCUGGGAGGGCUUCCCCAACAGUGUCAUAGCCAGCUCUGCAGAUGGGCAGGGUUUCAACAGGUGUAAACUUGGGGCGUGGGGCUCCAGGCCAAGGAGCAGAGGAUGAAGAUUGACAGGCCUGGUGUAGGGAGCACGCCAGGGAGGGAAACAGCCAUGGCAGGGCUGUCUCCUGGGCUUCCGCCAUGGGCUGGGCUCAGCGGGCUGCUCCUUGGGAUGCAUGGGACGCCGCAGGUGAGCAUGCCCUCCCCACACUCGCCCAGCCUGGCCCAGGCAGGCAGGCGCAGCAACUCCUGCGGCCAGCCCAUAGCCUCGGCUGGGAGGACCUCAGGCAGGGUCAUCCUUUGCUGUGGACUUACGAGCUGCUGUGUGCACGGCAGGACACCUGGGCAGCACUCCUGGCUGUACCCACAGACGCCAGCACUGCCCCCCUCCCAGAAGUGACAGCACAAGUGUUUCAGACACUGUCCAGUGUGCCCUGAGGACACAAUCACUCCACCUGAGAAGCCCUGCUCUAUGCCACUGGAUCUCAGCACUGUCAGAAGAUGGGGGACCCGGACUUGCUGAGGCCUCGUCUGGCUAGGGCUGCUGCUGCCACCACAGGCACUGGCCAGACUGUGCACGACAGGCCCUUCUCUGCCCCAUACCUUGGCUCCACCGCUGUGCAUCUCCUAGUCCCUGGGCAGCAGAGAUCAGUUCAACUGCUCGCUCUUGGCUGGUUCCUAGGUCGUUCAGAGACCAUGUGGAUGGCCCCGGGUGGAAGCCUGAGGUUGCAGCAGGACAGCGGCCCUAAGAGGGGGAGCUUGAGCGAGCAGCUGCCAGUGGUUCCCCAUCAAGUCACACAGCUGAUGGAAGAGCAGCUGCCACCUCCCUUUCCCGCCACACUCAUUCCCCUGAAACUCACACCAGGAAACUUGAGACCACUACUCAAGACAGGCGUCAGUCAGAGGCUGCCCAGGGCACAUGGUCACUGGCCCCAGCUGCCAGGCAAGGACAGGGCACUGGGUGAGACCAGGCCCAGCCACACAGGGCCCUCAGAGACUGUUAGGGGCCAUCCCCUCACUUUCUGAUAAAAAGCUGAGGCCAGAGCACCUCUUCGGUGACCCUAAGAGCCACGUCCCAGCAUUUUGGCCCUCACAGUCCCCUCUCAAAUCAAGACUGGCGCUCGGUCUUGCUUCUCAGCAGAAUGUAGUGGGAGAGACACGGUGUCACUUCCGGAUGGUCGGGAAGCCUGGCAGCUUCCAAUGUGUGCCGCGGGGGAUGGUGCUGGCCUCAUGGAGAGGAACUGGCCUCGCCAGGGAGGGAGCGAGGCCACAGGCACAGCCAUGAUGGUAGUCAGCGGCUCUGUGCGCAGGUCACCCCCGACGCCUGCUCCGCGCUGCUUCCCUGUGAGACUGAGAGCAAACGGCUGCUGCUGGGGCCACCACGUUUCAGGGAGGCCACACCGAGCUGGCCCCUUCCCCAGCACAUUGGUUGAGGCCACAUCCUGGCCCCAAAGAACGCUGGCUGUAAACUCAGAACAAUCCCCCCACAGUUCUAGAAAAGCACUCCAAACAGGCGAUGCGGCAGCAAACCCACUCCCCGCGCUGGGGCUAGGAGCUGCCGUGAGAAUGGGUGC